AUGACGAAGGUCAAUGACAACCACUCCGACGACAACGGAUACUAUUUACCCCAUCAUGGCGUGACCAAAGCAUCGAGUCAAACCACCAAACUCCGUGUAGUUUUCGACAGAUCGGCACCAAGCACUACCGGAACCUCCCUAAACGAUACACUUUACACAGGACCCAAGCUACAGGAAGAUUUAUUUUCCCCGUAUCUAGCUAUUCGGUGCCUCAAGCAACUGGCAGAGGACGAAGGACAUCGAUUUCCACGUACAGCAUCGACAGCACAGGUACUGCAGCGAGAUUUCUACGUCGACGACGCUCUCACCGGAGCUGAAACGAAGGACGAAGCCCUCACGCUCAGAACAGAACUCACCAAUUUACUUCAACUUGCCGGCUUAAACAUACGAAAAUGGGCGUCAAACGAUAAUGACUUAUUACAUGGACUUUCCUUAGAAGAAACAAAUCACCAACAUUUUUUGGGCGACUCGCAAACCUUGAAGACGCUGGGGGUGUUUUGGAAUUCAUCCGACGACUCCAUUCUUUACUCGGUCGAAGUCAAACCCACGCCCUCUCGAAUCACGAAACGAAUCAUCAGCUUGGAGAUUGCAAAAAUUUACGAUCCGCUCGGUCUGCUCGCACCGGUAAUUGUUCGGGCCAAGAUGCUACUUCAACGAAUAUGGUCGUCGAAAAUCGAUUGGGAUGAAUCACUUCCGAUCGAGUUACAUACAGAGUGGGAAAGGUACUAUGCCCAAUUACCCUUAUUAAACAACGUCAAGUUCCCACGCAAGGCAAUAAUCGAGUCCACAAUAGAAAUUGAAUUGCAUGGUUUCUGCGAUGCCAGCGAAAAGGCUUACGGAGCCUGUGUUUAUCUCCGAAUCCUUAACACCAACGGCCGUGUUUGGACCCAACUUUUAACCGCAAAAUCGAAAGUCGCCCCGCUCAAGUACCAGACCAUUCCUCGGCUCGAGCUGAGCGGAGCACUCCUUCUUACGUCCCUGAUGUCGACAGUACAACAAGCCCUAUCACACAAAAUGACUCGAACUAUCUAUUGGACCGAUUCCACUAUCGUCCUCCAUUGGCUCAAUACAUCACCUCACACCCUUAAAACAUUCGUCGCUAACAGAGUCUCCGAAAUUCAAACAAAAACCAGCAUCCGCGAUUGGCGCCACGUUCCUACCGACGACAAUCCCGCGGACUUAAUAUCACGCGGCCAAACACCCGAAGAGUUUCUGCGCCCAACCAUCUGGCAGCACGGUCCUGCAUGGCUCUACCAGUCGGAAGGCUACUGGCCGACAUGGGCGCUAACACCGCAAAUUGAAGUACCGGAGCAGAAAGGGGCGAUUUGUCUGUCCGCAAACCCCGCCGUUUACAACAAGGAAGGAAUAUUGCGAGUCGGGGAUCGACUCAGUCAUUCGUCGAUGACCUUCGCCCAGAAACAUCCCAUAGUAUUACCUAAGUCAUCCGUUACAACACGCAUCAUAGAACACGAGCACAAGAUCCACAUGCACUCCGGAACGCAGGCUACGUUAUACGCAGUAAGACAAAGAUACUGGCCCGUCGACGGUCGAAAUCAAGUAUGGCGGGCGAUCAAAGGCUGCGUCCGCUGCUGCCGCGCUACCACCGCCGGUAGAAUACGUGAUGGGUGA
Bombus huntii is the source of this 1629-nucleotide messenger RNA. RefSeq lists its product as uncharacterized. Bases 1 to 1629 code for a protein of 542 amino acids. Lineage: Eukaryota; Metazoa; Arthropoda; Insecta; Hymenoptera; Apidae. The transcript is spliced from 3 exons. The record is from RefSeq and is a predicted model, not a curated record.